This is a messenger RNA of Effrenium voratum, 1779 nucleotides long. The record is from the annotation of a GenBank genome assembly. NCBI's taxonomy places the organism in Eukaryota, Dinophyceae, Suessiales, Symbiodiniaceae.
GGCGCAUACACCCCCGCGUAGAACGCUCCAUGGCAUGGCUACCUGGCAGCAAAUCCGGGAGGAUGAGGAGCUGGCCCGUCGACUUGCCGAGGAGCUGGCAGGUCCGGAUGCGGAGGCGCGAGCGCAGAUCUACGAUGAAGAUCUGGCGCUGGCAAGACAACUGGCCGAGCAGGAGCAAGCAGAUCUGGAAUUUGCAGCUCCGGCGAAGGCAGUCUUUGCCGUGGACGAUAGCCCGCCGACAAAGAAGCGACGGGCUCCUAGCACGGAUCUGGAUCCAGUACUCUCCGACACCAAGGAGGAGCUCUCAGACAUGGCCAAAGAGGAGGUGGAGAACAUGUGGUCUCGCUGCCUGCGGGGGGAGGAGCUCUUGGACUCACUGCCGGCGAACGACAACGCGUCCAGCGAGGCGUACGCCGUCCACGCGCUGCACACGCUGAUGUCGGAGUUUCGGCGGGCGCCGGUGGCGAUGAUUCGGUCCGCUUUUCAGCAGGCGGGGACUUACAGCGAGGCCAAGGCCAUCAUAGAGGGCAGUUCAGAAGUGACCUCGCUGAAGUCCAAGCGCCCGCCCAAAGCGGCGCCGCCCUGCGAUGUGCCGCCGCUGCUGCAGAAGGAGGUGCAGCUGGGCGGCGAGGCGGUGUCGAUCCACAAGGCCCUGGCCAAGCGGAAGCAGGUGCGGCAAGAGCGCGUGGCGCAGCUCAAGGCCGUCGGGGGUCUCGGCACCUGCGGCUGCUGCUUCGAUGAUGAGCUGCUGCCUGAGGAGGAGCUGCGCUGCACCGCUGCCAAGGGCCAUGGCUUUUGCAUCCCCUGCGUGAAGCAAGCUGCCAUGGCCUUCUUUGGCCAAGGGCUCUUCACCUUGAACCUCAGCUCUGAAGCGGCCUCCUCCGCCGAGCCCAACUUGUCGGUGGCGAGCCUGCGGUGUUUGGAUACCUCCAACUGCCCGGGGCACUUCUUGGACACCGCCAUGCAGAAGGCCUUGCCCAGAAAAGACUACGUGAGGUACUCCCGGCGCUCGGCGGCACUGCAAGCUGCUGCCAGUGGCCUCAAAGACCUGGUCUCCUGCCCUGGCUGCGACUUCAUGGUGCAGAUGUCGGACAAGAACGAAACCUUCCCCCUCGACACGCCCCCUCCCGAGGAUGGGGUUGUUCGGUGCCUGGACCCGGAGUGUGGGCUUACCACGUGUCGGUGGUGCAUGCAGCCGGAGCACGGCCCUUUGAAGUGUGAGGAGGUCGAGAAGGACAGCGAGACAAAGAUCAGGACCUUCCUGGAGGAGAAGAUGGCCGAGGCUGUGCUUCGCAGGUGCCCAAACCAGAAGUGCCAGAAGCCCUACGAGAGGACGGAGGGCUGCAAUCACAUCCGGUGCCCCUGCGGCACGCACAGCUGCUACCUCUGCGGCACGGAGCUGGAUAAGAAGCGGCCCUACGACCACUACAAGGAUGGACAUUUGGGCGGCGGGAAGAACGACUCCAACUCGCGGUGCAUUGUGUAUGGAACACCAAAGUGGGCAGAGGCAUCUGGCAAGAAGCAGCGAGAGGACGCGGAGAAGGCCCUGCAGCAGUAUCUCAAAGAGAACCCCGACCUCCAGGAAGUGGCAGCCGCCUCCAGCACCGCGAAGAGGAAGAGGCUCCGGGAGCUGCUUGAGGUUACGCCGGAGCGGCGCAACAAGAAGGCCAAGGCUUCCGCGGACGCCGAGCCGGAGCUCCAGGCUUGCGUGAUUCAGUGAGGCCCGCUCCAGAAGUGAGCAACGCCCUAGACAGCCUCCGUCAAGGUCGCACAGGUGGC